Molecule: messenger RNA, 428 nt
Organism: Paramecium octaurelia
Lineage: Eukaryota; Ciliophora; Oligohymenophorea; Peniculida; Parameciidae
Source: the annotation of a GenBank genome assembly
GUUUUCAGUCCACUUAAUUAUGAUAUUGUCAUAUUCAAAACUUAUGGUUAUUCACAUGAUUAGCAAAGGCCAUCAAUUGAUGAUGAAUAUUUCUGUACACUGUAUAAAUUCCUUAGAAUUCUUGGUUUAUGAAUUAGUUAAUUCAUGAUGAAACUCUAUGAGUAUUUUGGAGGGCAUUUAAGUGAUACAUGUUAUUUAUUUGUUGAAAGAGUAGGACAUCUCAGUUAAUCAAUAAAAAUUUAAUUACAAUUCAUUUAAUGAAUAUAGCAGACAUAAUUGUCUAAGUGGAUUAAUGGUUCCGAAUGAAUUACGUAAAUCUAUCUUAGUAAUAAAAGUAGAUUACUAAAAAGCCGAAUUUUGAAAAGGAAUAUAAUAAUAUUUCAUUUCAUCAUUUUAGAAUUAUAAAACCAAUAUAUUGAAUAUUUAUA